UAUUACUACUAUAAAUUACCUAACUAGCUCCAUAAAAGUGCCUGUCUAUUUUCUCAUAUUUCUGUGCAUGGAUACAGAAGGAAAAAGAAAAUUAAAAAUGGAGAAGGAAGAGCAGACUAGAGAAACACCACAAAGCCAUGUCCUUGUCUUCCCUUUCCCAAUUCAAGGUCAUAUUAACCCAAUGUUCCAAUUAUCAAAACAUUUAGCUUCAAAAGGCUUAAAAGUGACCUUAAUAGCCACAUCUUCCAUUGCCCGCACCAUGCGAGCACCUCAAGCAAGUUCAGUCCACAUUGAAACCAUCUUUGAUGGGUUCAAAGAAGGCGAGAAGGCAUCAAAUCCAAGCGAGUUUAUCAAGACGUACGACAGAACUGUUCCGAAAAGUUUAGCUGAGCUCAUAGAGAAACAUGCUGGCUCUCCACACCCUGUCAAGUGCGUGAUCUAUGACUCGGUGACACCUUGGAUCUUCGAUGUUGCUCGCAGUUCAGGCGUUUAUGGAGCUUCUUUCUUCACUCAGUCUUGCGCGGCUACUGGUUUAUAUUACCAUAAAAUCCAAGGAGCACUGAAAGUUCCUUUAGAAGAGCCUGCGGUUUCACUGCCUGCAUAUCCUGAAUUGGAGGCGAAUGACCUGCCGUCAUUUGUUAAUGGUCCAGGGUCAUAUCAAGCUGUUUAUGAUAUGGCUUUCAGUCAGCUUUCAAAUGUGGAUGAGGUCGAUUGGCUUUUAUGGAAUACCUUUACUGAGCUUGAGGAUGAGAUUGUGAAUUGGAUGGCAAGCAAGUGGACGAUCAUGCCAAUAGGACCCGCAAUUCCUUCAAUGUUUUUAGACAAUCGAUUAGAAGAUGACAAGGACUAUGGCGUUAACCUCUUCAAACCCAACUCGGACGCUUGCAUGAAGUGGCUAGACUCAAAGGAACCAAGCUCAGUUAUUUACGUAUCAUUUGGAAGCCUGGCUGCCCUAGGAGAAGACCAAAUGGCCGAACUGGCCUGGGGACUAAAAAGAAGUAACAACAACUUCUUAUGGGUAGUAAGAGAAUUAGAACAGAAAAAGCUCCCACCCAACUUUGUAGAGGAGGUAUCAGAAGAGAAUGGUCUAGUCGUAACAUGGAGUCCUCAGUUACAAGUUCUAGCCCACAAGUCAGUAGGAUGUUUUAUGACUCAUUGUGGGUGGAACUCAACACUUGAGGCGUUGAGCUUAGGCGUGCCAAUGGUGGCAAUGCCACAAUGGACGGAUCAGCCAACGAAUGCAAAGUUUGUUACAGAUGUUUGGCGGGUAGGAGUUAGAGUAAAGGUUGAUCAAAAUGGGAUUGUCACUCGAGAAGAGAUUGAAAAAUGUAUUAGGGAAGUGAUGGAAGGGGAAACGGGAAAGGAGAUGAGGAGAAACUCUGAAAAGUGGAAGGAGUUAGCGAGAAUUGCUGUAGAUAAAGGUGGAAGCUCAGAUAAGAACAUUGAGGAAUUUGUUUCAAAACUUGUAUCCAAGUCCAGCAAUGCAUUUAAAGAGCGCUGAAACUAUGAGGCCCGAAUAAGCAUAAAGAAAAAAAAUUUCAAUCCUGUGGAAUUUUAAGUUGCUGUCCUCAGAAAAAUUGAAAAUGGAUAUCUUUUUGAAUGUGUAAUUUCUUUAUUCAUGAAAGUAACCAUAUUUAUUA
Messenger RNA from Ricinus communis (castor bean), 1640 nucleotides. Its product is annotated as UDP-glycosyltransferase 74E2. NCBI's taxonomy places the organism in Eukaryota, Viridiplantae, Streptophyta, Magnoliopsida, Malpighiales, Euphorbiaceae. The record is from RefSeq and is a predicted model, not a curated record. Gene Ontology annotation, molecular function: UDP-glycosyltransferase activity. The coding region runs from base 68 to 1501 and encodes 477 amino acids. The transcript has 2 exons.